Vidua macroura (Pin-tailed whydah) is the source of this 1785-nucleotide messenger RNA. It is a transcript of the gene TPRG1L, whose product is annotated as tumor protein p63 regulated 1 like. The record is from RefSeq and is a predicted model, not a curated record. Gene Ontology annotation, cellular component: cytoplasm; synaptic vesicle. Lineage: Eukaryota; Metazoa; Chordata; Aves; Passeriformes; Viduidae.
AUGCUGCAGCUGCGGGACGCGGACGAGUCCGGCCCGGCCGGCGGCCCCGGCAGCCCCGGCAGCCCCGGGGCCGCCACGCUGGUGCCGGGGGGGGCCGGGCCGCCCUUCGAGCCGGCCGCGCCGCCGCCCCGGCAGACGCUGCGGCCGCUCAGUGUCCGCACCGCGGGCCGCGCCGGCCGCCUGCGCCAGUACUUCGUGUUCCGGCCCGGCACCAUCGAGCAGGCGGUGAGCGAGAUCCGCGUGGUCGUGCUGCCCGCCGAGGACGGGGAGGUGCAGAGCGUGUGGCUGCUCACCGAAAUCGAUCACUGGAACAAUGAGAAGGAGCGCCUUGUCCUCAUCACAGACUGGUCCCUCCUGGUCUGCAAGUACAACUUCAUCAGCCUGCAGUGCCAGCACGUCACCAGGAUCGCCCUCAGCGCCGUGGACACCAUCUCUGUGGGGGAGUUUGUGUUCCCACCCAAAUCUCUCAACAAGAGGGAAGGUGUCGGUAUCCGCAUCCAGUGGGACAAGCAAAGCCGAGCCUCCUUCAUCAACAGGUGGAACCCCUGGUCCACCAACAUCCCCUACGUGACCUUCACCGAGCACCCCAUGGCAGACGCUGACGAGAAGAUCUCGUCCCUGUGCCGGCUGGAAAACUUUCAAACACAGCUGAUCCAGGCUGUGAAGAAAGCCCACAAGGAGGGCCCAGUGCCAGGAAGCACUAACGGGGUGUUGGUGCUGGAGCGGCCCAUCCUCAUCGAGACCUACCUGGGACUGAUGUCCUUCAUCAACAACGAGGCCAAGCUGGGCUACUCCAUGACAAGAGGCAAAAUUGGAUUUUAAACCCCCCUGUGUAUCGGCUGUUCAAGGGCAAGGUGAAUGAGCCGUGGUGUGUUCUGUGUCCCAGUGCCUGCUCUUCCCAGUCCAUCAAGUGCCACUGGAACCUGCUGAAACCCCCAGUGCACAGCAGAACCUUUGUGCCACGGCCCUGCUGUAUCCCCGUGUACGGUGUCAAAUCCUGUCGUGUGCUUGGGACUGCUUUGUGUUGUUCCAGAGGAAUUGCUGUUCCAAUCACCAUGAUCUCAGUGCUCUGAUUAAUGCCUGUUAGGAAUUUUCAAAGCUGUCAGUCAGUCUUUAACAGUAUUUGCUAGCUUUUGCUAAAGCUGCACUGUUCCACCUGCUCAGCAGCAGUUAGUGAACUCAAUAUGCAUUUCUGAGCUUCUUGUAAAAUCUCUCUAAGAACCUAUUGGAACUUCCUCUCUACUUCUGUUUCUUUGCUGCAGCCACAGAUUAAAGACUGUUGUGAGAGAACGUUGCCAAAAGCCUCACAAACACGUUUGCCUUCAAAGAUGUUCUUUGUAGAACUGAAAAGGAAUUCUAUUUUGGUUAGAUUGAUACUCUUAGCCAUUUUUCUUAAAUCCACUCUAGUUUGGGCCAGGACUUUGUAAUGGAGACAGAGAAAACUUUCAGCACUGUGUGUCAGCCUUGGUUCAUACAUUCCUGCGCUGAACCUUUCAUCCAGGAAUGAAAUUCAGAAGCAACCCAAGAGAUUACAGCUCUAAUUGCUCAGGAGGUGACUCUAACAAGCUUUUUCCUUGUGCAUGACCUUCUCUCUGUGCCCUUUCAUCAGAGCAUUUAUCUGCUGGAUGAACACUGUGCUGCAGUGGUGGGGUUUUUUGACCUUAAUGUAGGUGGGUGUUUGUGCAGUUGGUCCUAACUCCAGCUUUCCAAGCUUCUCCAUGCAUUUUCUAAGUUCCCUGUUCAAUUUUCAUUAACCUUGCAGUAAAGUUAAGAUUUCAACUCUUA